Molecule: messenger RNA, 707 nt
Organism: Racocetra persica
Lineage: Eukaryota; Fungi; Glomeromycota; Glomeromycetes; Diversisporales; Gigasporaceae
Source: the annotation of a GenBank genome assembly
AUAAGCAUUAUUUGGAUCCUCAUUGUGUUUAUCUUAACUACAUUUCAACCGGCCGUACUUGGAGAUCAAAAGUAACUGGAUAUUAUUGGCCACGUUUAUUAUGGAGAAACUUCUCUACUUGGUUUAUCUCCGUCAUGCUUGGCCGUUACAAACUCUCUACUGAGGCUGAACAACAAGUUUUACGUACUUCAUCAUCUUCUUUUUGGCAAAAUGAUGGAACACUUUCUGUUCAUGCUCAACGUCCUCCACCUCAUCAACAAGUGUUAAUGAAUAUUGCACUUGAUCAAAAACUUUAUGAUCCCAUAGAUCAUGAACUCACUCCUGGUGUUUGGUAUAAUGUAUAUGUUAAUGAUCCUUCACAAACGGUUUUAUUUAAUGAAUAUGAUAAAGGGUUAGGCUACUCUGAUCCUUCAAGUAAAUCAUAUCUUACCUCCACUACCUCUGAACGUAUUGGUAAAUAUUCAAGCGAUAAAGCCGGACUUGAGUGGAUUCAUAAAAUUGAAACAAUUGAAAUUCUUAAUAGUCCUAGCAAAAUGCUUUAUUGGAUGAAUCAGAUGCAAAGUGGUUUAGAUAAUGGUUCCCCUUUGUCUGAAAGUGGAAACAAGAAAGAAUUCUCGGGUAAUCCAUUAUCUGCUACUUCAUUUAUGCCAGGUCCAAUGUUUAUUAAAGCUAAACGUAGAUUGACUGCUGAUGAUUACAGAGCAUCG